AUGCAGGCAAUGUCGAAGCGCCAGGCUGUCGAGGCCGGAAGUGCUCUGGCAGUCGCUGAGGCGGCGUGCCAGCAGCUGGCGGCUGAGACGAACGGCAUGCCGGCUGAGACCCAGCGCUCAACCGACUCGACCGCUGCUGUGGGGAUCCAGCGAAUGCAGCAGCUGGAGACUGCGCUGCGGGACGCCGAGGCCAGGGCCGCCGCAGCGGAGAAGGCCGGCCAGGAGGCUGCGGAGGCGGCGCAGCAGCAGGCGCAGCUGCUGGGGGCGCGGCUGGCGGAGGCCAAUGGGCAGAAGGCCGACCUGCUGAAGGCUAAGGAGGAGCUGGAGGAGAAGGUGCGUGGCGGGGGUGAUGUCUGA
Molecule: messenger RNA, 357 nt
Organism: Monoraphidium neglectum
Lineage: Eukaryota; Viridiplantae; Chlorophyta; Chlorophyceae; Sphaeropleales; Selenastraceae
Exons: 4
Coding region: 1-357 (118 amino acids)
Source: RefSeq, a predicted model, not a curated record